CCCCGUAUCGAAUAUUGCAGUGCUACCACGAUAAGCAGGCGACUCACAGAACCUUAUCACUCAAGUCCUAAUCCUGAGCUUGUGUGCCCAUUCAUUAUCAGAAUUCACAGCGGCCACAUCAAACAAAACUAGGAGAACGUCGUGUCAAACCCAGCGACCGGUAACGCCCAAGUCACUUGAGAAUAGUAGUCGUCGACACCAAGUCUCAAUUAUGACGAGCCACGAGCAGCAGCAACAUGGGGACGAGCCCCACCAGGUUGGCGUGGAUGAGCUGCACGAGGAGCUGGACACCACACCUGUCCACGCUGCGGCCCGCGCUGGCCGAGUUGAAGAUUUGCGCGAAAUUUUGCUGGUCGAUGCCACUCAGGCCGUGGCACUGGACAAGUACGGACUAACGCCACUCCACUGGGCUUGUGACCGCGGAGAGGCAGCGGCAACGCGUCUACUACUACAACACGGUGCGGAUGUUGAUGCCGUGGAGAAGCGCAUGUUCAAGCGGCGGCCACUGCACCUUGCAGUUCUGGCGAGCUCCGAGGCGACGGUGCGCGAGCUGCUGGCGCACCACGCCGAUAUUCUGGCCGAAGACUACCGCGGCUGGGCGCCGAUCCACGGAGCAGCCUACAGCGGAGAUGUGGACUCGCUGACGGCAUUGUUGAACGCAGGUGCGAGCGUCACCACGCAGCUGACCAAGCGGCGCGAGACGGCACUGCACGUUGCCGCCUGCCGAGGUCGCAUGGAGGCUGCUCGGCUUCUGCUGAAGCGCAGUUCUGACGGCGCUGGUGAUGAGAGUCUGCUGGCCAUGGAGGACGACGAGGGCUCCACGGCAGCACAGGUGGCGGCUCGCAACGGAUUCGAGGACAUUGCGUAUCUGUUAGGUGGCCAGCUGCAAUGAGUUUGCUGGAGGUGAACAGAGCGACGUUGAAGCGAACCGUUCCCACUGGCAUGGCCGUGCUUCAGCAAGUGUGUUAAUAAGCUAAGAGUGAAAUCGACGCAGAUGGGCAUCAUAUCAUCGUUGAGUCAGCGACGCCGACGCCGACAGAGCAAGCAGGGCUUGCGAUGAUCAAUGCAAUUUGCAGCUCAACGGCAACGCGCAAGAGCUCUGUGAACCAAAGCAACACGCAGCACCAGCUGAGUGGUUGAGUGGUUGAUUGUUCUGCGCUUCACACGUGAAUAGGCGUAUCCAGUGGACAGGCGAAGCGGAAUCUGCUGUUGCCCAGCGAAACUUGCGCAGUCUGCGGAUCCGUGUACACUGUAUCCUGGUUGGUUCGACCUGGUUGAAUGCUCGAGUGGUGGUGAAAGGUUACAUGCAGCGCGUCACCGGUUGGAGAACACUAAACACGGCAAAUAAAAACAUGUGCUUGCUGCAGACGAACAGCAACUUGCUUCUGAUCGUUGUGCUGCACCGUGUGCUGCCGAUCGAGAACAACCCCUCCGCACCAAUCACGCUGUGGAUUCUACAGCCAGUGGAGUCUCCACCGGAGAUUCCUGGCCAACAAUUGACAACACGAACUCCACCAAAUUGGAGGCGAAUCUGCCGUGGUGCAGCAGAGCGUUGCGCGCCCAUCAGCGCUGUCUCAGUGCUGUUUAACGGCAGGCGCGUUUAGACUAAACUUUAGAGCCGUCUGCUGUUUGACGGGCCGUCAUUGGAGCAAGGACACCGCUGGAAUGGAUCGACAACUAAUAUCUGCUUUGGAAAUUGUUCGAAGCUCGUGCCCCCCGCCUCGGAGCUCUGUAGGUAGUUAAGGUCGCGAUUACUUCAAAUGACUGACUUAAAUAGUCGAGUCAACCGUCGACGUCGACCUGUAGACGCUGAUGUUGCCGCUGUGGCCUUGCUUUCUGUCGUGGCCCGACUCUGGCGGGACACCGGAACUUCAACAUGCGUUUCGGAAGAUCGGACGAUUUAGGCGCCCGUGUGCGACGAUUUACGGCCACG
Messenger RNA from Phytophthora nicotianae INRA-310, 1933 nucleotides. RefSeq lists its product as hypothetical. The record is from RefSeq and is a predicted model, not a curated record. Lineage: Eukaryota; Oomycota; Peronosporomycetes; Peronosporales; Peronosporaceae. The transcript has a single exon. Gene Ontology annotation, molecular function: protein binding. Bases 212 to 892 code for a protein of 226 amino acids.